AAAACAGACCUCCCUGAAUAAUUAGUUUUUCCACUUUAUGGGGGGGGGGUCCCUUUGGUCCAAACACUGGUCCAACAGUCACAUGAACUCUCUUAUGUUUAAUAAAGAUGAGAUUGAUUCAAAUGUGAUGUGAGGAAAUCCAAAAUUGUUAACCGGCCGCGCCGUGUUUUCCAGCAGACUCUGCGCAGAGAGCUGGAGGAGAUGCUCGAUAAUGCCAUGCUGGAGCAAAGGGGCUCCGGCAGGGGUCUUAUACGCACAUUUGUACACGCUCACAUUUGCCUCUGUGGGAAUGGGGAAGUUUGAUAUUAGAAAUAAACUUUCCACUUUGCGAAAAUGCGUUGAAGUCUCCGCUCGCCUCAGAGCAGUACCAGUUAAACGCAUAUUGGUGUCAUUUGUCUUCGUCUCAAACGCAUCAGUAAUUGUUUUCACAGCUCGUGCCCAGCACACAUUCACCCACUGACAGGACAGCGGUGGCGAACGCUCCAUCCUCAAAUCGCAAGCCCACAUAUAUAUAGCUAUACCGGCGUGAAUGAGGAGAAAACUGUGCGAUAUGGGGCAGACGAUGGCACAGCGCUACCCCAAUGAAUAAUGUAGAUGGGCAUCAGCAGCGUGCGGCUAUAGAGUCUGCGAAAACACAGACGCUGGGGGAAAUAAACCUACAGACUUUAAUGCUCGUUUAAACGCGACUUCGAGUAUGGAAACGGGUCUGGUCGCGAAUCAUCAAGUGAAAAAUGUUGGACGCGGAGAUCCCCCUCCUUCGCCUCAUCAUCGCACACCUCCACAGCAACAGUCGCGAGCAUUCCAUCAGCAGCACCAGCAGCGAGCCGCGCACAACAACAACAACAUCUCCAUCACCAUCCACAGCAGCAGCAACCGCGCAGAUCCGCAGCAUGGAGGAAAAGAAGACGCUCUGGAGGCGCAGGUCGAUCGCCAUCCGCGUUUGCUGAACACAGGCGACGAGGAGGAUCGCUCGUCCAAAACCGGGGGGGAUCGAAUGGGCAGCAGGUACGAGCACUCCAACUUUGGACCAGCGAGCAACAAUAACAACAACAACAACAGCGGCGGCGGCGGAGGCAGCGCGUCCCAAAGCGGGAGCAGCUCAGUUUCUGAGUUUAAUAAUUAUUACGGGAAUGGAAGAGGAGGGCCUUGCUUUGAUCAACAUGGCGGACAACAAAGCCCUAGGACGGCUUUAAUACAUCAGGCACCGGGCAACAUGGAUCAAGUGCAGAACUCCCACGAAGGGUACCAUAAUAAUCCGUACAACCACUAUCCCAACUACCGGCCGGGGUACGGCGGCGCUGGAUACGGUAUGAUGAGCCCGUCGCGGCAGGGGAACAUGAUGGGCCCAGGUACCAAUUCGCCUACCGCUGCUGCUGCUAGCCAUGGCAAGGCUGCUAUGGCCUCGACCACCCCGGCUCCUGGUGCCAAUGUUGGGAGCUUUCAGAGGUUUCCCGGACAAAACCAACAGCACCCUUCUGGAGCUACACCCACCCUGAACCAGCUCCUGACAUCCCCGAGUCCGAUGAUGCGGGGAUACGGUGGCGGCUAUCAAGAUUACAGCAACCCGCCAUCGCAGCAGCAGCAGUCGGGUAUGGGUUUGGGCAAAGACAUGAGCUCCCCGUACAGCCCAGCUGCCAGCCACAGCUGGGCAGCACAACAAAGAAACCACCCGGCAAUGAGCCCCGGGAACAACGGCAACAGCAGAGCCCAGGUGGCAACUAUGGACCCUAUGACCAUGAAGCGUUCUCAGAUGUAUGGGAUGGGCAACAAUCCCUAUUCCCAGCAAGGAACUUAUGCCGGACAGCCAUACGGAUCACCCACUGCUCACCGAUAUCCAAUGGGAAUGCAGGGCCGUGGGCAAGUUGGCAUCGGAGGAAUGCAGUACUCUCAGCAACAGCAGAUGCCAGCUCAGUAUGGGCCACAAGGAAUGAGUGGCUACUGUCAGCAGGGGCAGCCUCCGUAUUUCAGCCCUCCACAACAGCAGUCCGCAGCCCCCUCUCAACCCCCCUACAUGCAGCAGCGAGCUCCAACACAACAGGACACACUGCAGGAGGGAUAUGGCAGCAGGGGACAGUCUGGAAAACCAAACCACGAUGACAUGGGUCUUACUCAGCAGGACCGCCCGUCUAGCCUCCCGGAUCUCUCUGGCUCUAUUGACGACCUCCCCACGGGAACAGAAGCAGGUCUCAGUUCAGCCGUCAGCGCUUCAGGCUCUACCAGCAGUCAAGGCGAGCAGAGUAACCCCGCUCAGUCCCCCUUCUCCCCCCACGCCUCACCCAGAGUUCCCAGCAUGCGCAGCGGACCCUCGCCCUCCCCAGUUGGAUCUCCUGUGGGUUCCAGCCAGUCCCGAUCUGGGCCCAUAUCACCUGCCAGUGGGCCAGGCACACAGAUGGCCCCUCAGACCCCAGGGAAUGUUCCAGACGUGGGCUCCCAUUCCACUCACAGUCAGUCGCCUAUGUCUCAGGAGAGAGGAUAUGCAUCAAACAUGCAGCGCAAUGCACCUGGUUCCCAGUUUGGAGGUCAGCAGCCUGGACCUUCUAUGUCUCCACACUCCUGUCCGACUGGCCCUAUGCACCACAGUGUGGGUUCCUAUCAGAUGGGCCCUUCUUACGGGCCUCAGAGUGGCCAGUAUGGUCCUUCAGGUAACUACCCGCGUCCUGCUAAUUAUGGCGGUGCACCGGGUGCCAACUACAGUGGCCCUGGUCCAGGCAUGGGCAACAGUCUCGGCAUGAAUGCCAGCAGUCCAAUGCAUGGCCAGGGUCCAGGGCAACCCUGUGGCUCUAUGACGACAGCUCGAGGUCCAGGACAUGCGGCCGGUGGCAGGCCGUACCCAGCGGGCUCCAGCAGUGUUGCUCCAACCUCUCCCAACAUGCCUCAGUCUGCUGGCCCUGGGAUGGGUCCACCUCCACCCAACGUUGGCCGCAAACCCCACGAGAGUGGUCCUGCAUCUGCCCAGCAGAACCUCGUCCCCUCGAGCCAGGCCAGGCCAGCCGGGUAUCAAGGUGGCUCCCACAUGCUUGGAAUGGGUCCCGGAGGGCCUUACAGCCUUCCACCAAGCAAUAGCUCUGCCAGGAUGACCCCUCAAGGUCCCUCUUACAACACAAUGCCCACAGGGCCCAUGACAGGCUCAGGGGACACCAUGAUGCCCACCGAUCCCAAACAGAGAGCUGAGCACAAGGAGGAGGGCAGCACACCCGCCACAGAGCCCCCUAAGCCAAAGGACAACUACGGUUCUCAGUGUGUGUCCCAGCCUCCAACCCCGUCCCCUCUGUCCCCUAGCCCAGCUAGUCUGUCCUCUUAUCAGGGGGACGACAGCGAUAGCAUUAGCAGCCCUGCCUGGCCAAAGAACCCCAGCAGCCCUAAGCACAGCACAGUGAACAUGACGAAUGAGAAGAUAACGCGGCUGUACGACAUGGGCUGUGAGCCUGAGAGGAGGGCAUGGGUGGACCGCUACAUCGCCUUUAUGGAGGAGAGGGGCACGCCGGUCCCUAACCUGCCUUCAGUGGGCAAGAAGCCGCUGGAUCUGUGCCGCCUCUACCUCUGCGUUCGUGAAAUCGGAGGCUUGGCUAUGGUAAAUAAGAACAAGAAAUGGAGAGAGCUGUCCACCCACUUGAAUGUGGGGACGUCCAGCAGCUCGGCCAGCUCCCUUAAGAAACAGUAUAUCCAAUACCUGUUUGCCUACGAGUGCAAGGUGGAGCGCGGAGAAGAACCUCCACCUGAUGCGUUCGCUAUGGGCGAUGGCAAGAAGCAGCAACAGCAAGCCAAGAUCCAGCCACCAUCGCCUGCAAACUCAGGCUCUCUUCAGGGGCCGCAGACUCCUCAAUCUACAGGCAGCAGCACCAUGACAGAAAUGCCAGGGGACCUGAAGCCGCCAACACCCGCUACCACACCGCACGGACAAGUCACCCCUCAGCCUGCCGUCAGAAACAGUGGUAUUAGUGUGCAAGAUCCGUUCUCAGAAGGCAGUGACCCAGCCUUUCAGAAGCGAGGUCCCAUGCAUGGAGGCAGCGGAGAUGCUACCUCUAGAAUGCAGUUUGACACUAGUAAGGAUCCCUUCGGAGCCGCUAGGAAAGGUGGCUCUGAGUCCUUCGUGCCAGGACAGAUGCCAGGUAGUGGCAUGCAGGAAAUGUAUUCCCGUGGGCCGUCCUCAGGGAUGGGAAUGGGCCCACGACCCCAGUACUCUUACAACCCUGGUUUUGAAAGGAGGCCAGACCAUGUCAUGGGUCCAGAGGGGGGAAUUGCAGCUUCUGGAAAUCAGAACAACAUGGUGCCUUCCAGCAGCGAUCCCAGCAUGUUCUCAGGCAGUAGAUACGCCUCUCAUCAGAGCAGACACGGCCAUGAUGGAUAUGGGCAGCAGUACCCGCACAGCAUGCCAUACGGUGCACAUGGGAUGUAUCCGCAACAGCAGGGUUAUAAGCGGCCUGGAGAAGGGAUGUACGGUCCUCCUGCUAAGCGGCACGAGAGUGAAGCCUAUGGUAUGCAGUACGGUGGUCAGCAGCCUGAUAUGUACAGCCAAUAUGGUUACCCAGAGCGUAGGCCCAUGCAGAGCCCAUUCCCUUAUGGGUACGGCCGAGAUCGCAUGCAGCCAGGUGGGCAGGGACCUCCUCAGCACAGCAUGAUGAGCGGUGGACCACCCCCAUCCUCCAACUCCAGCGGCGGGCCUCAGGGGAACAUGUGGCACACUAGGCACGACAUGGCAUACCCUUACCCCACCCGACAGAGUCAUGGCCCUCCAUACCCCUCAAUGAGCCGUGGGGAUGAUCCGGAAGCCAGGGUCAGUCAGGAAAGUCAGUGGCCCGGUCAGCGCCAAUCUCCCUACCCGUCACACUCUUCGUCCUCUUCCAGCUCCAUGCCCCCCAUGGCUAGCCGGCAACCACCUUCUUCCUACCAAUCUCCUCCAGCAAUGCCAAACCAUAUAUCUCGAGUUCCAAGCCCCGCACCUUUCCCUCGCUCUGUGGGUGGCUCUAUGUCACCUACCAAGGCUCAUAUGAUGGCGUCUCUGAAGCAGAUGCAGAAGCCAGGGGGCCCAGUGUCCAUGCCAAGCUCUCAAAGUGGUGGUCUUCCUGGGCAAGGCUUCUCAUCAAUCCAUAGGGAAGUCAAUUACCCUCUGGACUCUGUGGAGGCCACACAACCCCAGCUUAAACCUCGCCGAAGGUUAACGUCAAAAGACAUUGGCACACCAGAGGCUUGGCGUGUGAUGAUGUCCCUUAAGUCUGGCUUGCUUGCCGAGAGCACAUGGGCCCUAGAUACCAUAAAUAUUUUAUUAUAUGAUGACAACACAGUCUCUUCUUUUGGUCUGUCUCAGCUGCCUGGUUUCUUGGAGCUCAUUGUUGAAUUUUUCAGAAGGUGUUUAAUAGAGAUCUUUGGGAUCCUUGAGGAAUAUGAAGUUGGAACAGAGGGUCAGAAAACUCUUCUUGGUUCAUGUUCAGAACCUACAGAAAAACAGCAACCUUCCACUCCAGACUUCAAAAGCCAAUCCAUUGCGGAACAUGUGGAGAAGCGAUUAGACGUGGAGCCUGAGAAACCUCAGCCCAGCAGCUCAGCAGCAGCACUCGUCAUGGAGAAAAAAGAAGAGUCAGCAGAGGAUAAGGCAGAUGACGAGGAAAAGAACACUGGUAAAGAUCCAUGUCCUCCUGUGGAGCCCAGACCCAAGCAGGCCAGUAAGUAUGACAGGCUUCCAGUGAAAAUCGAAGAGAAAGACGCUGAGGAGGAUUGUGUGGAGGAUCGAUCAGAGCUGCUAGGUCUUGCCGGGGAGUUCAAAAGUGGUCUGCUGCACUGGAAGGCAGGCGGCGGGGACUCCACUGCCCAUAUCCAGACCUAUUUCGAGAGAAGCUGGGAAGAGGAACAGCCUCUCGAGAAUCAGGAAGGUGUGCAAGCUAUUGGAAAAGAAACGGUUGAAGAGCAGCCCAGAGGGCAAGAGGAGCUGAAAAGAGAACUCCCAGGGCCUUCAGAGGAAAACUUGACAGCCACUGUAGAUGAUGUGCUAAAAUCAAAUCCAGGGUCCAUAUCUGAAGGUGAAUCUCAGACAUUCCCCUUCCGCACCAGGGAGAACAAGAGCAGCAUUACUUUGCUGGAAGAUGAGCCGCGGUGCUGGGAUGAAGCACCUCUUUCUGUAGCUGAAAGCUGGCAGGAUGAGUUGGCCAAGCGCUGCAUCUGCGUGUCCAAUAUCAUCCGCGGACUCUCCUUUGUCCCAGGCAAUGACAAUGAAUUGGCUCGGCACCCAGGUUUAGUGCUCAUUCUUGGCAAACUUGUGCUUCUGCACCACGAACACCCUAAAAGAAAAAGGAUGCCAGCUACUUACCAGCGAGAAGAAGAGCGAGGUCUGGCUUGCAGCAAAGACGAAUGGUGGUGGGACUGCCUUGGUGCCUUGCGUGAAAACACCUUGGUCACCCUUGCAAACAUUUCGGGACAGCUAGAUCUGUCCGUUUAUCCAGAAAGUAUCUGCCUUCCCAUUCUGGAUGGGCUGCUCCACUGGAUGGUGUGCCCUUCAGCAGAAGCCCAGGACCCCUUUUGCACGGCAAAUGGCUUCUCGUCCCUCACACCGCAGAGGCUGGUGCUGGAGUGCCUGUGCAAACUGAGCAUCCAAGACUCGAACGUUGACCUCCUGCUGGCCACACCGCCCUUCGGCAGACAGGAGCGCCUCUUUGCCACUUUAGUGCGGCAUGUUGGUGAUCGAAAGAGUCAGGUGUGUCGUGAGAUGGCUGUAGCCGUUCUCUCUAACCUUGCACAAGGUGACCCAACAGCUGCCCGAGCUGUUGCCCUGCAGAAGGGCAGCGUCGGAGCCUUGAUAAGUUUCCUAGAGGACAGCGUUGCAAUGGCGCAGUAUCAGCAAAGCCCUCAUAGCCUCUUGCACAUGGGACACUCUACCCAACAUGAGCCGCCCAGUAUCAACAUGAUGUGCCGGGCCGCCAAAGCCCUGCUGGCCAUGGCCAAAGUGGAAGAGAACAGGCCCGAGUUUGUCCUCUUCGAGAGCAGGCUUCUUGAUAUCUCGCUGUCCUCCGUGCUGAACUCUGGAGUGGCGGCCAUCUUGUGUGAGGUACUCUUCAAGCUCGGCCGCUCGUGACACGCACAAAAGAGCGGGAGCCUAUAGUGCCAUCACGGGAACGCACGGCUGAGCUGAGCCACAGAGAUCACACAGAACUGUCGGUGUUAUAUUUUUAUUUAAGGAAAAGAACACAAACAAACAAAAAAAAGUUUUUACAUACAAAUGAAUAUAUAGAGAAUAUAUAUAGCUCCUCUGCCCCAUUUCCCAGUUUUCAUUUGGGAUUUUUAAAUGAUUUUAAUACAGAUAUUUAAUACUUGGUCUUUUCGUUUUUUUUCUAUUCUUUUUUUUUAUUAUUAUUUUCGUUUCGUUGCGUCUGUGUAUUUUCUUUCGUUUGUUUUAACCAAAGUUGGCAUCCGAUAGAGUUAGAUUUUAAGAGUAUUUUGCUCUCAAAAUGUUUUGAUGCAGUGUUUUGUUUGUUUUCUCGUGGGACUUUGUUUAUUCGGGGAAUGCAGAUUUAUUUAAAUUUGUGAGACAUGUUGUAGAUAGAACUUCUCUUGCAAUGUGUUGCGACAUAAGAAAAAAACGAAACAAAAAACAAAGAAAAAAAAAACACACUGAUUUUAAGACAUACAUGUAUACAGCUCUGAAAAAAAAAAAGCAUUGUGCAAUAGAUUUAGCUGGCUCAGAGGGGAGAUGAUGAUGAAAUGUGAAUGACCACAGGCAAUGUUCUGAUCUGACCACCAGUGUUGCACUGUUUCACCACACCAGUAUCUGAGGGUCAAGCGAGCGUCAGUUUCAAACCGACUUGCUUCCAUAUUAGUGCCGCCAUAUAGAGAGUCCCUCUCUCUGACGGUGAACUCAAAAGUGCUUCGGUUACCCCUCUAUUCUAUAUCCACGGGUCGAUUUGUAUAUAGGAACUGUACAUUAUAUGGGCCCCUUUUCACAAUUUUUUUUUUCCUCCAAGAGAUGUGGUAUUAUACAAAGUGAGUAGUUAAUGCUACGCGCCAUUGACAUUUUGCAGAUGUAAAGUCACUGUUUCAGGUGAGGAAAGUCUUCAAACGUGUAAGGGGGCGUUCAUACAGGGGCGUUUUUGCAUUUGAUCUAAGCUUAUUUUUUUUAAUUGUUGGACAUAUUUAGUUGAUGUGCUGCACAUUGCUGUUUUCAGCAUCUUUUAGUUAAGUAUUUUUAAACUCUUCCCAGCAGAUCAGUGUCAGUUUUACGAUGGACCAGAUGAAUUCGGCUGCUGGAAAAGCAUCUACUGAAUUGAGCAUGUACAUUAGCGAUUGCAUACGGGGGUAAUGACAUGCCUGUAAAUGCACUUGUUCAGUUGCUGUUUGUAAUACACGAACGCAUCCUUUGUGAAUGCCUCCGAAGACUUUCCUGUGGAGUUCUGUGUGACAGAGAUGGCAAUGGCUCCCUCUAAUGGCCUUAGAUUUCGGAAAUUACAGGCUGAACAGAUGGCAUAAAUGUAAUUCAAUGUGAAAGUUACCCCAAAAAUGACUUAACGAUUUUAACAAGAAGAAAAAAUAUGUACAACUCUUUAUGUAAGCUCUUUUUGCUCCAUAUGAUUUGAUGACCAUUGUUUAUUCAGUAUAAAGUCUUUAUACAUGUUCCACAUGUUAAAAGUAAAUGUACAUGAAAUUUGGUCGAGCACUGUGAACGUUGUUCUUCAGUGUUGUGUUAUUUUUGUGUGUGCGUGUGUGUGUGUGUGCCAAGAGUGACUAAAGAAGGUACCAAACCAUAAAUAGCAUUAAUAUUGUAAUCUUUUGUUUUAAAAAACGCAAUUCACUAGCAGUUAACUAAAGUUUUCUUGGAAAUCGGCUCAUUUUACACAUCCUCUAGAGCUGGGGUGCCCAAACUCUGACCUGGUGUCCAGCAUGUUUUAGUUCCAACCCCAAUUAAACACACCUGAAUCAGCUA
Molecule: messenger RNA, 8905 nt
Organism: Danio rerio (zebrafish)
Lineage: Eukaryota; Metazoa; Chordata; Actinopteri; Cypriniformes; Danionidae
Gene: arid1b
Product: AT-rich interaction domain 1B
Biological process (GO): regulation of DNA-templated transcription; DNA-templated transcription; chromatin remodeling
Cellular component (GO): brahma complex; nucleus; SWI/SNF complex
Molecular function (GO): DNA binding
Source: RefSeq, marked validated